This is a messenger RNA of Anopheles darlingi, 849 nucleotides long. RefSeq lists its product as uncharacterized. Bases 1 to 777 code for a protein of 258 amino acids. The transcript has a single exon. Lineage: Eukaryota; Metazoa; Arthropoda; Insecta; Diptera; Culicidae. The record is from RefSeq and is a predicted model, not a curated record.
AUGCCAGCACCAUCGCUUGCAACUUGGCGAUCAAGUGAGAAUGGGUUCUCCACUCGCUGGGGAUUCCCAAAUUGUGUCGGUGCAAUAGACGGCAAACACGUGCGCAUACAAUGCCCACCAAACACCGGGUCCAGUUAUAUUUCUUAUAAAGGUUUUUUUUCUGUUGUUUUGCUUGCUGUGGAGGACCCCAACUAUAAAUUCUUAAUAGUUGACAUCGGAAAUUAUGGGCGCCACAGCGACAGCGGCAUAUUCAAGGAAUCCAACUUUUAUCAAAGGUAUAUAAGCACAAACUUAUUACCUCCUCCUAAGCCAUUGCCGGGCAAAGCUGACGACAUGCCACAUGUAUUGGUUGGCGAUGAAGGUUUUGCUCUUCAGCCAUACAUGAUGCGCCCAUAUCCGAAAGCAAAUUCAGUAAACGAUGCCAAAAAAACUAAAUUCAACACCCAGCUAAGCCGGGCACGGCGCAUCGUUGAAAAUGCUUUCGGCAUCCUAUCAAGAAAGUGGCGCAUCUUUCUGCGCGCCAUCGAGUGCAACCCACAAAAUGUGGACAUAAUCGUCCAAGCUGCGUGCUGUUUGCACAAUUUCCUUUUAAAUAAAGGAAAUAGUGAGCAACACCUUUACGAAAGUUCCGUCGAGGAUGAAACAAUACCAAAUGCAGAGAGUGCCUUGGCGCCGAUGAAUGCCACAAAUCAGCGUUCAAGUAUUGCUGCCCAAGAAAUACGCAAUCUGUUUUCGGAUUACUUUUCCGAAAGAGACGGACAAGUACCUGAGCAGUGAAAGGAUCUCAAUAAACAUUUGCAUUUGCAUAAAAUUCAUAACAAAGCCAACACUUCACUUUCAAUGCUACUU